AUGGACCAAACGAAGCUAUUUCAGGACUUUGCCUGCUCUGUGCGGUGCGAGAGCAAAAAUACGGUUGUGUUUGUCGCCUGUCCAAAGGGCGGCCGCUACGGCGAUGUGCGCAAGACCUUGGCGGGUUUGCUGCAGCGUCCUUUCAACUCGGUGCACGUGGCCCCACCGAUCGGCGACUUCGCCGUGCCCUUAGAUGAUGAUCAGGUAGUAGAGCCGGCUGAGAAUGAGGUGAUCGUCCCUGCCCGCAUUUUAAAGGCGACGGAGCAGGGCGGGUGGGAGUUUGAGUGA
Messenger RNA from Leishmania major strain Friedlin, 288 nucleotides. RefSeq lists its product as hypothetical. Lineage: Eukaryota; Euglenozoa; Kinetoplastea; Trypanosomatida; Trypanosomatidae. Bases 1 to 288 code for a protein of 95 amino acids. The record is from RefSeq and is a predicted model, not a curated record. The transcript has a single exon.